This is a messenger RNA of Pseudonaja textilis, 3350 nucleotides long. It is a transcript of the gene ARHGAP44, whose product is annotated as Rho GTPase activating protein 44. Gene Ontology annotation, cellular component: presynaptic active zone; dendritic spine; intracellular anatomical structure. Gene Ontology annotation, molecular function: GTPase activator activity; protein binding. Gene Ontology annotation, biological process: modification of dendritic spine; signal transduction; regulation of actin cytoskeleton organization. NCBI's taxonomy places the organism in Eukaryota, Metazoa, Chordata, Lepidosauria, Squamata, Elapidae. The record is from RefSeq and is a predicted model, not a curated record.
AAGAAAUUGCCUUUGACGUCACUUGCUCAGUGCUUGAUGGAGGGUUCUGCUAUCCUAGGAGAUGACUGCCUGCUUGGGAAGAUGCUGAAAUUAUGUGGAGAAGCAGAAGACAAGCUAGCUCAAGAGCUCAUCCACUUUGAGCUGCAAGUUGAAAGGGAUGUGAUAGAGCCACUGUUUGUGUUGGCGGAGGUAGAAAUCCCAAAUAUUCAAAAACAGAGGAAGCACUUAGCAAAAUUAGUUCUGGACAUGGAUUCAUCAAGGACAAGAUGGCAACAGUCAGCCAAGUCUUCAGGUUUGUCAAGCAACUUGCAGCCUUCGGGUGCCAAAGCGGAUGCUCUCAGGGAAGAGAUGGAGGAGGCAGCAAACAGAGUGGAGAUUUGCAGGGAUCAGCUCUCAGCUGACAUGUACAAUUUUGUGGCCAAAGAGAUAGACUAUGCAAACUACUUUCAAACAUUAAUAGAAGUGCAAGCAGAAUACCACAGAAAGUCAUUAGCACUUUUGCAGAAUGUGUUGCCUCAGAUCAAAGCACAGCAAGAAGCUUGGAUUGAAAAGCCGUCCUUUGGGAAGCCCUUAGAGGAACAUCUUGCUGUCAGUGGCCGGGAGAUUGCCUUCCCUAUUGAGGCCUGUGUCACGAUGCUCCUUGAAUGUGGCAUGCAGGAGGAGGGUCUGUUUCGAGUGGCCCCCUCUGCUUCCAAAUUAAAGAAGCUUAAAGCAGCAUUAGACUGCUGUGUUGUGGAUGUUCAGGAAUAUUCAGCAGACCCCCAUGCCAUUGCAGGGGCACUGAAGUCCUAUCUUCGAGAGUUGCCAGAACCACUCAUGACCUUUGAACUUUAUGAAGAGUGGAUUAAAGCCUCUAACAUUCAGGACCAAGACAAGAGAUUGCAAGCACUAUGGAAUGCCCUUGAGAAAUUGCCUAAGGCCAGCUACAAUAAUCUAAGGUACCUGAUCAAAUUCCUUGCAAAUUUAACUGAAUACCAAGAUGCAAACAAAAUGACACCAAGCAACAUAGCCAUUGUGCUGGGGCCAAAUCUCCUCUGGCCUCAGACAGAAGGAAACAUCACAGAGAUGAUGGCAACAGUCUCUCUACAGAUAGUUGCAAUUAUUGAACCCCUUAUCCAGCAUGCCGAUUGGUUUUUUCCUGGAGACAUUGAAUUCAACUUGACUGGGAACUAUGGAAGCCCUGUGCAUGUGAACCACAAUGCAAACUACAAUUCUAUGCCAUCACCUGAUAUGGAUCACUCCGACCACAAGCACUCUGAUCAGACCCGACGACCACUCAGUGUGGCCACAGACAACAUGAUGCUUGAGUUCUACAAAAAGGAUGGCCUUAGGAAAAUCCAAAGCAUGGGCGUCCGGGUGAUGGACACCUCUUGGGUGGCUCGCAGAGGCCCCUCCAUAGUUCGUAAGGCAUCCUCCACCCCUCCUGCCAUGCAGCCCCCUGCUCCACCUUGUGAACUUGCAGCUACUCCUCAGUCACCAAUUCCUGAGCAAUCUCUUGACAUUUCAGCUACUCCCUCCCCUACUCCAACUAGCUUCGGGUUCCCACCAGGGGCUGAGCGAGCAAGCACGGAUGAUGUGUCGUCUAAUUGGUCGGAUUCCUGUUACAUCUAUCCAUCCCCUGAAGACAACAAGUCUCCCUUGUACCCCCACUACUCUUCCUUCUACCCUUACCCCCCCAGGACCAGCCCAUGCACUAGGCCUGAGCCUCCCUUGCCGCCUUACCAUUGGGCAGGGAACAACCCAACACUUUCUCCCCCUUGUUCUCCUUCCUGUUCUUCUUCCCCCUCCUUUCAGUCAUUUGACAUUAAUUUCCUACAUCUCCCUAAGCAGAUUUCCCUCACAGAACUGCAUGGUCCUGAGACUAACCUUUCCUUUGUCACCACAAAAAACGCUUUCACCUUAUCCAAACCUAAUCCUCCUGGCACUCUUCCGUAUAGCUCCAGCAUGUCAGUUUCUUCCCCCUGGGUCAGCUGCACCUGUGCCAGAGACAGAGGAGCCGUGCUCACUAGCACUCUGAAAACCAAGGAACUCUCACUAGUGUCUGGGCCAAAAGGGAGCCUGGCUUGCAGCCACACAACACCAGGUGGUGGGGCUGCACAACAGCCCCCAGGUCCUACAGCGCAGCUAUCCACAGAACAAAGUCCACACACCCUGCGGAAAGUUUCAAAGAAGCUGACCCCACUCCCUGCCAAGGGUCCUUAUGGCCAGUCUGGUGGUAUGUCUGAUCCAUCGACAGGGCAGCCAUCUCCGGCCAGCCUUUCUCCCACUCCACCCAGCACUCCAUCGCCCUAUGGACUGAGUUACCCACCAGGCUACACCUUAAGUUCAGGCCCUCUCUCCCCAGUGGCAGCUCCUUCCCUGUCUUCUCCUCCUUCCCUAACAAGCACUUUAACCAAAUCUCGGCCCACCCCCAAGCCACGACAGAGGCCUACACUGCCACCUCCACAGCCUCCCACAUCCAAUGCGUCUGGCUCCAGUCCACAGUCCACAGAGCACACCAUACUAGAUGACAUGUCUCCUGGAGAGAGCAUGUCCACAGAUCUGGCCCAUCUUGAUAUCCCUUCCAUCCAUGUAGAGGUUGAUGCCACACUUCACUUGGAUCCUUCGGGUCAAGUCCAGAGACAUCCGGUACCAGGAAAAAUCAGUUCAGAGGAGGAUUCAGAAAGCACCGCCCUAUGACAUGAAGAUCCCUCUUAUUCAUUUAGAGUGCUUUCUUGUACAUAUCGGUGCCCCAUGAACAUUGCUGAAGGAGGCAUAUCCAGAGACCUUGUCAAGGGAUGUCUCUUCCGGAGUUUCACUUGCCAGCCACUUGUGCAAGACUGACAGCCCUCUGGGCCUGGUGCUAAGCCUGUCUCUGUGGCAAAGGGCAUUGCUGGUGCAAUUUCCAUUUAAUUAUUUUUGUUCUCUCUCCUGUUUGUUUAGCCUUAUCCAAAUUUUGCCUUUUUGAUGUGGUGCCUAUUUAUCUCCUUUAUAAGCUUUUGGACCCUUAUCUUAAAAAAAAAAAAAAGUUUAAUAUUACCUAUUUGGAGAUUCAUUUCAUUCCGGCCUUCAACAAAGAUCAAAGAGAUGAGAGGGGGUAGACUGUCUCCCUGGGUGAAUGACAUGGAGGGCCGUUGCCACCAUCUCUUCUUGCUGCUGUUGCUCCUGCUGCUGCUCCUCUUCCCAGCAGCCGAGUUUCCAUGUUCAAGCUGCUUGUCCUUGCAGAUCAACCAAGGGACAUCCUUCUCUUUCACCUGAAACCCCUUUUGCUUGGUUUUCUGGAAUCUUUGGCACUCGUGUUCUUCUCAUCCCUUCAUCCCUUCCCCAUGACACUUUUGCUGGUACCUGGGCCUAUUUUUCAUUCCCUUCCU